Zonotrichia albicollis (white-throated sparrow) is the source of this 4603-nucleotide messenger RNA. RefSeq names its product gamma-aminobutyric acid type A receptor subunit rho1. NCBI's taxonomy places the organism in Eukaryota, Metazoa, Chordata, Aves, Passeriformes, Passerellidae. The record is from RefSeq and is a predicted model, not a curated record. Gene Ontology annotation, biological process: monoatomic ion transmembrane transport. Gene Ontology annotation, cellular component: membrane. Gene Ontology annotation, molecular function: extracellular ligand-gated monoatomic ion channel activity; GABA-A receptor activity.
UGGACUAAAAAUAAUUGUUGUCUGAGAAUACGUGAAUUCAACAGUGCUAGAAAAUCCCUGCCAUCUGACGUAGAAGGAUUUAUAGGUUUAGUGGAAAUUGCUUUCCCCACUGUCCAGAUUAAAUACUGCAGGAUGAUUUUUUGUAUGAGUAAACAUCCUUCCAAAAACGAUCAGACCGAUAAUGUCUUAAAAAGAGAAACAGGAUCUACAUUUAGAUUUUCUUUUUCUUGUAUGGACUAUUUCUGGAUACUAGACCUUCAGGUAACAUGUUGACUGUCCAUAAAAUGCAUUUUAGCAUCUUCCUCCUGCUGUGGGGAUGGAUUUUAUCCACUGAAUGCAGAACCCACCGACAAGGAAAAGAAAUACAUGAGGUAUACAAAAAAGGCAGCCGGCCGCAGCGGCAGCGACGGGAAGCCCACGGCGAGGCGCACAAGCAGGGCAGCCCAAUCUUAAAACGAAGCCCUGACAUCACCAAAUCUCCCCUGACGAAGUCAGAGCAGCUGCUGCGAAUAGAUGACCAUGACUUCAGCAUGAGACCAGGUUUUGGAGGCCCUGCAAUUCCUGUUGGGGUGGAUGUCCAAGUUGAAAGUCUGGACAGCAUUUCUGAAGUGGACAUGGACUUCACCAUGACUCUUUACCUGAGGCACUACUGGAAAGACGAGAGGCUGUCCUUCCCCAGCACCAACAACCAGAGCAUGACCUUUGAUGGCAGACUGGUGAAGAAGAUCUGGGUCCCCGACAUGUUCUUCGUGCACUCCAAGCGUUCCUUCAUCCAUGACACCACCACAGACAAUGUCAUGCUGCGGGUCCAGCCAGAUGGGAAGGUACUUUAUAGCCUCAGAGUUACAGUAACAGCAAUGUGCAACAUGGAUUUUAGUCGCUUUCCCCUGGACACGCAGACAUGUUCCCUGGAGAUUGAAAGCUAUGCCUACACUGAAGAUGACCUUAUGCUCUACUGGAAGAAUGGGAAUGAUUCCCUAAAAACAGAUGAGAGGAUAUCACUGUCCCAGUUCCUGAUUCAGGAGUUUCACACCACCACAAAGCUUGCCUUUUACAGCAGCACAGGGUGGUACAAUCGCCUCUAUAUAAACUUCACGUUACGCCGACACAUCUUCUUCUUCCUGCUCCAGACCUACUUCCCUGCCACUCUCAUGGUCAUGUUGUCCUGGGUGUCCUUCUGGAUCGACCGCCGAGCGGUUCCUGCCAGAGUCCCGUUAGGCAUAACCACCGUGCUGACCAUGUCCACGAUCAUCACUGGGGUGAAUGCCUCCAUGCCUCGUGUUUCCUACAUCAAAGCCGUGGACAUUUACCUGUGGGUCAGUUUUGUGUUUGUCUUCCUCUCGGUGCUGGAGUACGCGGCUGUGAAUUACCUGACAACGGUGCAAGAGCGGAAGGAGAGGAAACUGCGGGACAAGCCUGCCUGUGCCUGCAGCCUGCCUCAGCCCCGGGCCAUGAUGGUGGACGGCAGCUACAACGACGGGGACGUGAACGAGCUGGGGCACUUCAUGUCCGAGGACGGGGACAAGCAGGAGCGGAUGAUGGUGCAGCUGGCGCUGGGCUCGGAGAGGGGCUCGGCCAGGAGGAAAAACCAGAGAUACGUCAGCAUGCGCAUCGACACCCAUGCCAUCGACAAGUACUCCAGGAUCAUAUUCCCUGGGGCGUACAUUCUCUUUAAUUUGAUAUACUGGUCCAUUUUUUCAUAAAGAUUCGUAACUUUAGUCACAGAACAUUGUGACAUGAAAUGAAAGUACAAUCUCAUAGGCUAAGAGAAAGAAAAUAGGGAAUAGUUUUAUUUGGAAGGAAGAUUGAAUUUUUCCAGAAUUUUUUUUUUUUUAUUAGAGGUAAUUCACAUGUGGCAUAAAUAAUUGUGGAAGUUUCACAUGUCAGCAAAAUAUAGGAUACACAAUCUCAAAUUUUGUACUUAUUUAAACAUGUGCUAUGUUCCUUCUUGUGCCUCACAGGCCACUGUAAACUAAUUUAACAAGUGACUAUAAUUGCCAGUUGCUUAUAUAUGGUGCAUCCUCCAUUUUGUGCCCCCGAAAUCCUAAUUUUCUGAGUACCUGAGUGCAUGCAUCUCUCAGCUCAGCACACUGACUACAUUCAAUACCAAUAAAUACAAGAAUAUGCAAAUACUUGCAUGUUUGCAGGAUGAGGUAAUUACAAACACAAAAUAUCCAGUACUGGGAAACACUUUGGCAAGGUUAUCGAUGGCUACAACUUUCACAGCUUAAUGUAUGACUCAAUAGCAGUACUGCACUGACAGGUCCACAUAGCAAUACUUUCAGACUUGUGCUUCGUCUUAAUAGUAUUUAAAACAUGGAAAUAUUUCCAAACUGUCUUGACUAAGAGUUUUAAAAUACGAAUUGCAAUGUACAUUUAACAAGGAAUGAACAAAAGCCAGACUUCCUGUAAUACUUAACCAAAUCCUCUGGGAAACACAGGAGCUCUCCUUGGAUCUGCUUAUUUGGGUCACUGGUAGCUUUGCUCUUGAGAUUCCUGGGAAUGGGUUUCUCUGCAAAAUGAUCCAGUGAAGACAAUCUGUUAUCUAUGAAAAAACUCCAAACUACUUCAGGAGAAACCUCUUUCCUCUGAUAUAGUCUGGGUAUUGCCAGCCUGUAUAAGCCUGAAAACCUGUUGCAGCCUGCAAUGCCAGCAGUAGUUGUAACUCACUUUCAGGAAAAUCCAGGUUCACCUGUUUGUAAUAAAAGCAUAACAGAAAGGUGCUCAACAGCUGACAAAGCAGUAGUAAGGACUUUACAAGAGAUACCAUGCCAAAACCUUUGGAAUAAAGUAAGAAAACAGCUUCCUCCAUAAGACAGCAGCUCCACUGCAGACACAGGUACAAGUGACAAAAUCUGCUUUCAUGCUGCAUGGCCCCCAGCAUCCUGCAGCCCACCAUGCCCUCAGAGAAGGCUCAGCACCUUCCAGGGCAGAGCAAGGGGACACAGCUGCAGCUGGGGGCAGCUGGCACUGACUUAAGUCUCAACUCUCCAACACAGUGUCUGCAGAGCAGCCUGUCAGUGUGAAUAUACUCCAUAUGGAAAAGGCAGAAUCUGUAAUACAGAAGUGAUAAAAUAGUUCAGAAAAACAAGAAUCAGUUGAAUGGAAUCAGGGGCCUUUACAACACCAGCAGCACCAAAGGUGUCUCAGAAUUGUGAUAAUUCAGUUUUUCUGCUGCUACAUGAUAUACACCUGUGUUCACAAAGCUACCUGAGGGUUUGCAUUCACAGGAUUCCAAACACCACAUGCUUUUGCACAAAAUUGCAGAAUUCAUUACUGCCCGCACAGCAGAUACUCUCGUGUUUUACAGGCAGAGCUGCUCUGAGCAUCAGACCAAAGCAGUUGUGACUCCAAAAGGAGAGUGAAUCUUCUUACAUGACACCUGCCCUGUCCUGCCUGUUCUGUCACUCGACCAUCAGGUGUGUGACACAGUCAUUGCAGUUGUUUGAACACUGCUGGUUGUUGUUUUUAUUUCUUAUGUAAAUAAAUGUUACAUAAACCUACUCAGCAUUUCUUACAACUGCUAAAAUUGUGACCUGAAAAACUCCCUACACUCAUCUCACACAGCCUGCACUCCAUAGGUAAGGCAGUAAAAUCACAAAAGCUAAACAUCAUCAAAAACCACACCCACCCAUAAGAUAGUCCUGCUACUUAUUUCUACAGAGAUUUUUUUUUACAUGCACAUGUACUAUCAUACCUUAUUUUAUCAAGUCCCCUUCAUAGAAUAUUAGUCUCCUGUAAGUUUUUACAAGAGAUUAAAAAAUUGCCUUUUUUUUUAACCUGUAAACUUUUCAGUCAAAUUAAAGUAGAAAGGUCACUCUGGUAAAAGCAGAUAAAAGGUUGACUUCCAGGUUUUCCCACUCUACAUUAAUCUUUAUUCCUUAUUCUGAUGACAGCUUUCCCCACAAAUAGAUUUUUUGGGCAAACUUGCACAGGAAUGUAUUUAGAUUCUCAGUAUUGCAAGAACCCAUUUACUUCUACAACUUAAUAGCAUGAACAAGAGUGCCAGAUUUUAUAGUAAGCUCUUCAGCUCCAUAAGAAGCUUAAUGUUCUGUAGUUUUCUGCAGUAUGGUACAUUCCUUUAUAGACUCAUUAAUCUCAUACUACAUACAUUAUUUGGCAUCUGAUCAGUAUAUUAAAGGAGAUUUUGAAGAUACAAAUGGGAGCUGGAUUUUGAAUUCACUGGCUUUCAGUGGGAACCUAGUUUCCAACUUCCCAUAUGAUUUUUCAAAAUUUCCCUUCUAGCACAACCCCCUAAACUGAUUCCCCAACCUCAGUGUUUGGAUUUACACUAUUAAUUUACUUGUGUUUUAUUUGGGAAACUCUAGUGCCUUUUCAGUCUUAUAUAAAUGUGUAUAUACAUGUACUCUAUAACUACAGGAUAUGUCAUAUACAGUCAGUGUUUGCUAUCAGCAACUGUACUCAUUAAACAUAUUUACAUAUGCACUUUUUUGGCUUUUAACCUUUCACUGUAUAGGUUUUGUAUCCAAUCAUUAACACUCUGCUCCUUUCCACUUCUACAAUAACUCAAAGAGGUUUGUUUUGCUUUUGUUUAUUUCUAGAAACACUGAAAAUCACAAUAAAACUUCACAUUUGUACAGCA